AUGUCGAAAAUUACAGUCGCCGUGUGUCAAUGUGCGACCCAAGAAUUCGACUUUGACAAAACAUUAGCUCACCUUGAAAAAUUUAGUCAAGAAGCUGCUUUGAAAGGUGCUCAACUUGCCCUUUUUCCUGAAGCUUUCAUUGGUGGUUAUCCACGAUAUUCACACUUUGGCUCUGUGAUUGGUCAUCGUACUGACGAAGGUCGUACAGAAUUCCUCAAUUAUUAUCAAGGCUCAGUAUCUCUCACUGAUGGAAACGACAAGUCCAUUGAGAUCCAACGAAUCGAAGAAGUUGCUCGCAAUCAAAAUAUCUUCCUUGUCAUUGGUAUUAUUGAACGGGAUGAAGGAACACUGUACUGUACAGUUAUCUACAUCGAUCCUCAACAAGGUCUCGUACAUUCACGAAGAAAAUUGAUGCCUACAGGUAUUGAGCGUCUCAUUUGGGGUUUUGGUGAUGUCAAAGAUGUCAAGCCGGUUCGAUUGACAAAAGAUAUUUCAAUGGGAGCCCUCAUCUGUUGGGAGAACUAUAUGCCUCUUCUACGAUAUCACAUGUAUUCACAGCAUAUUCAAAUUUAUUUGGCUCCUACUGCAGAUGCACGGGAUACAUGGAUGGCCAGCAUGCAACACAUCGCUGUUGAAGGACGAACAUAUGUGUUAAGUGCAAAUCAAUUUGUCAAGACAAAGAAUAUGCCAAAAGAACAUCCAUUGCCCGAAGAAUUUUCUGAUCCCGAAAGUGUGUUGACCAAUGGUGGAAGUUUGAUUGUCGAUCCUUUCGGCAAGAUUCUUGCUGGUCCUCUAUUUGGUAAAGAAGGUGUUCUUGUUGCUGAAAUUGACACAGAUCAAUGUAUUAAAGGCAAGAUGGAUCUAGAUAUUUGUGGACAUUAUGCGCGUAAAGAUGCUUUUACAUUCCAAGUAAAGCAAUAA
Messenger RNA from Rotaria sordida, 921 nucleotides. The record is from the annotation of a GenBank genome assembly. NCBI's taxonomy places the organism in Eukaryota, Metazoa, Rotifera, Eurotatoria, Philodinida, Philodinidae.